UAUCAGUUCACACAAUAGCUCGUAUAGUGCAGCAAUGGCAUUGGCAGCACCUGGAGGAUUUUUCGCAUUUGGAAUCAGAAGAAUUGAAAUAGUUCAAGUUAGGCUGCGAAAACCAAAUUAUAAACCUCCAUUGAGUAGAGCUAAUAAAAUUCCUCGUGAAGAUGCUGGCUAUGGUAUUACUGAUGGCAAUAUUGCUGCUAUUGACUUUGGAACAACCUCUGUUUCACUGGCUUAUACUACUAAAGGAGAUGAUCAAGUCAGCACUUUUAUUCUCGACCCAGAAGACAAAUCUACACGUGUUCCUAAUGCUGUUCUACUGAAGAAAGAAGGAGGGAAGAUAAUAGUAGAAGCUUUUGGCAGUAUUGCCAGAUCACAAUUCACAGUAAUGAGGAAAAAGGAUCAUUCUAGUUGCCAAUACAUUUACUUUGAGAGAAUUAAAAUGUUAAUGAAAAGAGAAAAGAGUGUUGAUAGAAAUACACGAGUUGAGUCAUUUUCUGGUGAGAAGUACUACCUGGUUGAAGUCAUUGCAUUUAUACUGAAGUACUUGAAGGAUCAACUCAUUGAUCAUUUUGAGCGUACCGUCAAGCCAUUGAAGACAACAGAUUUUGAUUGGGUCAUUACUGUACCUGCUAUAUGGAAUGCACGAGGAAAAAGAAUGAUGAGAGAAGCUGCUUAUAUGGCUGGUUUAAUGACAGAAAUUGAUGGCAUUAGCAGUUUCACUCAUGUUGCUCUUCCCGUUCCAAAAGAAAUUAAUCCUGACAAGUUGUCAUUAGCACUAGAGCCUGAAGCAGCUGCUCUUUAUAGCCAGGAAAUAGUGGGAGACCAGAUUAAAAGUGAUCCAGGCACAUCAAUUAUUCCACGUCCAUCAGAUUACAUGGUGAUAGAUGCUGGAGGUGGUACUAUAGAUAUUACAGCUCACAUUGAAGUUGAUAAUGGUAUUGUAGUUGAGAAUAUACCAACUGGCAAUGCAUGGGGUGGUACACAGGUCAAUGAAGCUCUUUCUCAAUUUUUGCAGCGUAUAGUUGGUGACCCUGAAUUUAAAACAUUUCUUCAUACAGAGAAAAGGUCUCAACAUAUGGCAGCAUUAAAUAAUAUGCUAUACAAUGAAUUUGAAAAGCAGAAAAUUCUUUUUGGCCAACAAAAAUCAAAUGUAAUUGCCAUUAAUUUGCCAAAAAUGUUUGCCAAACAUUAUGAAGAAGCACUAGCAAAAGGAGUGAAGAAUAUGCCUGGAGUCGAAUAUGAUGAAGAUAUGGAUGAUACACUGUUCAUAGAAAAAGAUGUAGCCGAAUCACAAUUAUUUGGUCCAGCAAUCAAAGGUAUUAUUGAUUGUACAUUGAAAGCUAUUGAAGAGAAUGGAUAUAAAGUUUACACAUUUUAUUUGGUUGGGGGAUUUGGAGGCUGCAAGUAUGUACACGAGAAAGUCUCUGCUGCUAUAGAAAAGGCUUAUGGUUCAAAAGGUCGUUCUUGCAGUAUCAUAGUACCUCCUACUCCUCAAUUAGCUGUUGCUACAGGAGCUGCUAUGUGGCGUAAAAAUCCAGAGAAGAUUAAAGCAAGACGCUCUGAUGCUACUUAUGGGAUCGGAGUAUCUAUACCAUUUGAUGAAGAAAAGCAUGAUGAGUAUUAUAAAUUCUAUCAUGAUGAGCAAAAAGAAAACAAAUGUGGUGAGGUCUUUAGUGUGUUUUUAGAAAAAGGUGAAUUAGCAAAAUCCAAUGAAGUUAUUAAUGCUUCUAUAACGCCUUCACGACAAAGCUUCACUAAUAUGCUCUUUGAGAUAUAUUCCACUCCUGAUCUUGGAAUUCAAUACAUUAAAGACAAAAAUGGCAAAAGUACUGUUGCUGUUAUUGGUCAGUUAGUUAUUGAUAUUCCUAAUCCUGAUAAUUUGCCUAGAGAAAAGCGUAUAGUUGAUGUCACUAUGGAUUUCAGUGGUACAGAGAUUCAAGCUAAAGCAAAGUAUCGUAUUACUGGAAAAGAAGUUAAAACUGUUUGUGACUUUCUUUCUGCUCAAUAGAAAAAUAGUUUAUGGGCAAUAAAGUUUAUUAUUAGCCUUACUAGACCUAUAAUAUUUAAUUUGUACAAUUGUCUGCUUUUAGAUUUUGAAACUGCUACUGCAUUUUAUUUUUUACUAAAAUAAUUGUUAGAAAAAUUAA
Amphimedon queenslandica is the source of this 2147-nucleotide messenger RNA. RefSeq names its product heat shock 70 kDa protein 12A-like. The record is from RefSeq and is a predicted model, not a curated record. Lineage: Eukaryota; Metazoa; Porifera; Demospongiae; Haplosclerida; Niphatidae. Bases 35 to 2008 code for a protein of 657 amino acids. The transcript has 3 exons.